CUAAAACAGUCCUAGUUUAUCUCAAUUUGUUCGCCUUUAUCUUUACCGAGCAGAGAAGAAGUUAAAACAAUGCACUUCAUAAUCACAUUAACAUAAAAAUUGGUGAAUUAGCAGAAAGUUUAGAUCUAAAGCUAGAAAUACAAAGAUGAAGGCUUUAUCAUUCAUCUCACAUUCAAAACAAUCCCUUUUUUCUUCUUCACAAAUCACCGCGAAUCCAACUAAUCUUUCCAAAACAGAUGAAUCCAUCCUCAAAUUCAACCAAAACCCAAUUCAAUUCAACCCAACAUUCCCCCAAAAGAACCCUAAUUUCCCCUCAUUAUCGGUAAACUCAUCCCAAAAUCCGGACCCACAAAAUCCGGCACCACCAUUAGUAGUAGUAGGAUCAGCAAAUGCAGACAUUUACGUGGAAAUCGACAGACUCCCAAAAGAAGGAGAAACAAUCUCUGCAAAAUCGGGGCAAACUCUUGCUGGUGGCAAAGGCGCAAAUCAAGCAGUUUGUGGGGGUAAACUUUCAUACCCAACUUACUUUUUUGGGCAAGUGGGUAAAGAUGCAAAUGGGAAGUUGAUUUCUGAAGCUUUGGAAAGUGGUGGUGUCUGUUUGGAUCAUCUUAGGAGUGUCAGUGAGGCCCCCACUGGUCAUGCUGUUGUGAUGCUUCAAUCAGACGGUCAGAAUUCGAUCAUCAUUGUUGGUGGUGCUAAUAUGUGCGGCUGGCCAUUGGUUAUUGGUGAUAAAGAUUUGGAGAUUGUUAGGAAUGCUGGGAUUGUUCUUCUUCAAAGGGAGAUUCCUGAUUCUGUCAAUAUUCAAGUUGCUAAGGCUGCAAGAAGUGCAGGUGUUCCUGUAAUAUUAGAUGCCGGGGGAAUGGAUGCUCCUCUUCCAGGAGAGCUGCUGGAAUUUGUUGAUAUUCUGAGUCCCAAUGAAAGCGAGCUUUCUCGUUUGACAGGGAUGCCAACUGAAACAUUUCAGCAAGUUGGUGAAGCUGUGACAAAAUGUUAUGAAAUGGGUGUAAAGCAGGUACUGGUGAAACUUGGGGAUAAAGGUUCAGCCUUAUUUAUAGAAGGUGAAGAAGCUGUGAAACAGCCUAUUAUAUCGGCUCCAAAGGUCCUUGAUACAACUGGAGCUGGCGAUACUUUCACAGCUGCUUUUGCUGUGGCUCUCAUUGAGGGUCAGUCAAAACAAGAAUGUUUGAGAUUUGCCGCUGCUGCAGCUUCUCUUUGUGUUCAAGUCAAAGGAGCGAUUCCAAGCAUGCCUGAUCGUGAUUCUGUUUUGAAUCUUCUCAGAUCUCCAUAGUCUACAAGGAAGGAUAACAGCAACUUGCACAUAGACAGCUUUUUCAUUCCCAUUUUCAUUUCCUUUUCUCUCUGUUUAUCAGAAAUAAAUAUCAUCAGAAUUUCAGGCGUAGGAAGGAGUAACUAGGAAUAUCUAUCGUAGUUCGUAGAUUGAUGAGCACGUAGCUCGGAAGGAGGUUAACUGUACUUGAAGUCGAUGUAUGAAUUUUUGAGCAACUUCUAUUCACUAUUAGCUA
Molecule: messenger RNA, 1523 nt
Organism: Spinacia oleracea (spinach)
Lineage: Eukaryota; Viridiplantae; Streptophyta; Magnoliopsida; Caryophyllales; Amaranthaceae
Product: ribokinase
Exons: 4
Coding region: 146-1288 (380 amino acids)
Biological process (GO): D-ribose metabolic process
Molecular function (GO): ribokinase activity
Source: RefSeq, a predicted model, not a curated record